Molecule: messenger RNA, 507 nt
Organism: Microthlaspi erraticum
Lineage: Eukaryota; Viridiplantae; Streptophyta; Magnoliopsida; Brassicales; Brassicaceae
Source: the annotation of a GenBank genome assembly
AUGGGUCAAGCUCAGAGUGACGAGAACUCUUCGUCAUCCGCCGAAAUUCCAACGACAACGAAGACUCCUCCUCCUCCUUCUACGAACUCGCCGCGGGAUUCUGAUCGAGAUGAUACCUCGUCGUCUCCGAUGGAUUCUCUACUUGCAGAAGCUGCAGCAUAUGGUGAGGAUGACAAUGAGAAUGAGUCACUUGAAGCAAAGGCACAAAAAGCACUAGAUUGUCCUUGCAUAGCAGAUUUGCGUAAUGGAUCUUGUGGCUCUCAGUUCUCCGAGGCAUUUCUUUGCUUUCUCAAGAGCACUGCUGAAGAAAAGGGAUCAGACUGUGUGAAUCCGUUUGUGGCAUUGCAAAGCUGUAUCAAAGCCAAUCCAGAUGCGUUCUCUAAAGAGGUUGUAGGGGACGAAGAAAAAACCGAGAAAGAGGAAGAGACUGUGCAAGUGCAAGACCAUAGAAUCAUCCCGCCUCUCUGGGCAAAGGACCCGCCUCGCACUGGUAAAUCCAAGCUUUAG